Scedosporium apiospermum is the source of this 453-nucleotide messenger RNA. RefSeq lists its product as uncharacterized. NCBI's taxonomy places the organism in Eukaryota, Fungi, Ascomycota, Sordariomycetes, Microascales, Microascaceae. Bases 1 to 453 code for a protein of 150 amino acids. Gene Ontology annotation, cellular component: exon-exon junction complex; nucleus; cytoplasm. The transcript has 2 exons. Gene Ontology annotation, biological process: RNA splicing. Gene Ontology annotation, molecular function: mRNA binding. The record is from RefSeq and is a predicted model, not a curated record.
AUGUCGGACACAGAAAUGGAUGUCGAUUCCGGCCCCACGCCUAGUGGGGUGCGGGACGACGACCUGCAGACUCAAGCGGGCGCAAAGGCGGUGCGCAGCGUGGAAGGCUGGAUUCUCAUCGUGACGAACGUCCACGAGGAGGCGGAUGAGGAAGCAGUGCAGGAUCGGUUUGGCGAGUACGGCGAGAUUAAGAAUUUGCACCUGAAUCUUGACCGGAGAAGCGGUUACGUCAAGGGAUACGCGCUCCUGGAGUAUGCUACGCUCCAGGAAGCAAGGGCCGCCAUAAACGGCGCCAACAACACCAAAUUUCUAGAUCAAACGAUCAAUGUGGACUUUGCUUUCGUCCGGCCCCCGCCGGGCAAAGGGGGCCGUGGAGCUCGUGGAGGGCGGCGCCGGGGCAGGAGCAGGAGCAGAACUCCGGAAGGAGGCUCUCGGGAUGCUGAUGGCCAGUGA